Messenger RNA from Arabidopsis arenosa, 622 nucleotides. The record is from the annotation of a GenBank genome assembly. NCBI's taxonomy places the organism in Eukaryota, Viridiplantae, Streptophyta, Magnoliopsida, Brassicales, Brassicaceae.
AGGGCUAUUUCCGUCAUUGUUUAGACAAGGCUCUUUUUUCUCCUCUUAAAGAAGACCUUAAAAACCAACAAACUAUAACUCGCCGGAAAAUGGAGCAGCUAUCAGAAUCGGACCGCCGCGAUUCAGCUGAUGCGACUACUAGCUCGUGUCAAACCACCGCCGGACAAGAUGGUCAAGUCGGUGGCGGUGGAGAAGCUAUGGCUCGAGGCUUAUCAGCGAUGCUCGAGUCCGUCAUUAAAGACUUUGACUCUAAAGCUCUUGACACGCUCAAUAGCCAAGAUCAUCUCUCCGGUUCGCUCGAUCGCCUUGUCCAAGAGCUAGAUCAAUUGCUGGAAAACGCUCCAUUGCCGUUCAUAGUACAACACGCAUCAAGAAUCUCCAGCGUCAAACAAAGAGUUUCAUCUCUCAAUCUUGUCCUUAAAUCUGUCCAACGACGUAUUGAUAACAUUGAUCACAUGCUUUCUGCCAACACCACGCUAGAGAAAACAUCCUCGGAAACUACAUGAUGACGAAAUCACUCUGUUACUCUCUGUGUCGCUAUCUUUUUCUGCUUACUGCUAUGCUUUAGGAGCAAAAGCAAAGAGGUGUGUGUUUUGUACAAGUGCUAGUGUCUUUUCCACUG